AUGACUACCAUCCGUCGCCCCAAUCCUCCCGUCUCCGACAGCAUCUUCGAGAUGUUCAGCAUGCGCGGCCGCGUGGUUAUCAUCACCGGUGGCUCAGGAGGAAUCGGAUACCAGGUUUCUCGAGGGCUAGCCGAAGCCGGUGCCAAUGUAGCCUUGUGGUAUAACCAGUCCAUCCAGGCAAAAGACCUAGCUGCUACUAUCGCGCGAGACUUUGGAAUUGCGGCCAAGGCGUACCGGUGUGAUGUGCAAGAUUUCAACCAGGUGAAAUCUACCACUGACGCUGUCGUUGCCGACUUCGGCCGUCUGGAUGUCAUGAUCGCCAACGCCGGUAUCCCUUCCAAAGCUGGAGGUCUCGACGACCGUCUGGAGAACUGGCACCGCGUGGUGGAUGUUGAUUUCUCAGGCGCAUACUAUUGCGCCCGAGCAGCGGGCGAGAUCUUCCGCAAGCAACAAUCCGGAAACGUAAUCUUCACUGCAUCUAUGUCGGGGCAUGCUGUCAACGUGCCACAGCAACAAGCCUGCUACAACGCCUGCAAAGCCGGCAUAAUCCACCUCUCCAAAUCGCUCGCCGUGGAAUUCGCCCCCUUCGCGCGCGUCAACAGCGUCAGUCCGGGGUACAUAGAUACCGCAAUUAGCGGCGAUUGUCCGAGUGUGAUGAAGGAGGAGUGGUAUAGUUUGACGCCGUUGAAACGGGAUGCGGAUCCGAGAGAGUUGAAGGGCGUAUAUUUGUAUUUGGCGAGUGAUGCUAGUACGUUUACCACGGGAGCAGACUUUGUGGUUGAUGGGGGGUAUACUUGUCGGUAG
Molecule: messenger RNA, 804 nt
Organism: Aspergillus chevalieri
Lineage: Eukaryota; Fungi; Ascomycota; Eurotiomycetes; Eurotiales; Aspergillaceae
Exons: 3
Coding region: 1-804 (267 amino acids)
Cellular component (GO): intracellular anatomical structure
Molecular function (GO): oxidoreductase activity, acting on NAD(P)H, oxygen as acceptor
Source: RefSeq, a predicted model, not a curated record